GCGUACGUAUGGAAUUGUGGUCAUCCGUACGGCCCACACGCCUAAGGUCCAGGGCGCGUUCAGGGCGGCAGGGGGGGGUGGGGCGCGGUUCGGGCCUUGUCCACGUUCGGGCCACUUGUAGGGUGUGAACGAUGGCACCCAGAAAAGGGAGGGGAGAGCAGCGGUUUGUCCCAGUAAGUAAGGACAAACAGAGGCAGGCGGAGCUCAAGUUCUGCGGAUUCAAGUGGAUAAUGAAGGGGCAAACACUGCCGGACUCCAGUGGGAAUUUUCUCAUGGAGUGCAAGUUGUGCGGCCGGGGUUUUCAGGGCAGUCAAUCGAAGGCCGCACAACACUUCACAAUAAAGAACAACUGCGCUAAAGUCACCGAGGAGCAGCUCGUGGAGAUCUGGAACAAGACAAACUACCCGUUCGAUCAGAGCCACCAUCGACAUGGACGUGAGGCGAGAGGCGGAGCGCGCCAGGGGAAAGAUGAGGGUGAGAAGGCCGUUGUCGAGGACAUCACCCCGGACGAGCACGACGACGAUCACGAUGACGACGACGAUCAGGGUCCAGACCUUGGGGCGUCUCUUGAUGCGGGUCUGAUGGCCGCUGGCCGUCGAGGCCAAGAGGGGGCUGCUCAAGCGAUGAAAGACACUGUGCAGUCGAGGAAGAGAAAGAGGAAGGCAACGACACCAGCUCCUCCUCUGCUGAAGAAGGGCAAAGUCCUUCGACAGACUUCCAUGACAGAGACCUUCGAUCAGGCGUGGCAACGUGAUUUUACGAACGAGUUCCUGCAGUGGUGGUACGUGAGCGGGAUUCCAUUCGAGGCGGCGAGGAGGCCGGAGUACCAGCGAGUGAGGAAGCGGUUGCUCGAGUGUCCGCCGUAUACACAUCCUGCGUUGCCCACGCACCAUCUCAUUUUCGGCGACGGUAUUCCACAGCAGCAGCGAGUUGUGGCGGAGAUGGUGGCAGCCGUCCACAAGGGCAUUGCGGCGACGGGAGCGACCAUCCUCACGGAUGGUCGCAAGUCCAUCACUAGCGACCAGAUCGUCAACUUCCUUGUCGCUGGGCCCACGGGAGCCUACCUUUUCAGGACUGUGCAGUGCGACGGUGCUGUCCAGGAGACAACCGAGGUGGUGGUGGAGCGAUGGAAGGACGUGUUCGACAACUUCGGUAUCGAAAACGUCAACGCCAUUUGCACGGAUUCUGCGUCCGCGUAUGUGACUGCAUCCAAGCUCCUGGCGAAGGAGGAGGUCAAGUACAGUCGCAUUACUUGGCUUCCGUGUGCGGUGCAUGUCUGCAACUUGUUGUUGUCAGACAUUGCGAAGGACGGCACCCCCGGGAAGCUUGGGAAGAGGGAGGACACCAUCAUCAGGGCUCGAACAGUCGUGCGGUUCAUCAGAGAGCACGGGGCGGCUCUCGGCCUUUAUCGACAGUUCCCUGCCGCCUACCUCUCUUCCGCCUCCGCUGUUGCGGCCAGUUCCAGCGCUGCGCCACGCUCGUCUCAGCGGCGAGGCAGAGAGCUUGUGUACCCCGCACAGACAAGGUUUGCUACCCACUACUUGAUGUUGGAGAGGUUGUUGGAUCGUCGCCGAGCAUUGGAGGCGUCGAUGAUGAGCGACGACUGGUUGCGGACUGCAUGGAGGAGGUCCAUUUUCUUGCAGGCUAGGUGGGUGCGUCAUCAGGUGCGGUACGCGCCAUUUGAGGAGCACGUGGAGGACAUCGUGGAGCUCAUGACGCCUGUGAUGCAGCUGUUACGCCGUCUGGACAGAGGGGGGCAUGUGAUGACUCGCAUGUGGUCGUGGGCACUUGCCAUGAUCGAUAGGGUGGCGAGCGCGAGACUGAACAGGACGUUGAGGGAGGAGCUCAACAUCGUUGUUCAGGCUUGUCAGGCGUGGGUCGAUCAUAUGUUGGAGCCCGCACAUUGCAUCGCCCACCUCCUCAACCCUCGCCAUAGGAGCAUUACGUAUUUUGGAGCGGCGAGGCGCAGUGAGCACUACAAGACACUCGUGGAGGAGUCACUUCAAUACCUUAGCAAGAAGACUGGGGGAGAUAAGGACUUGUAUCAGACGCUGAGCACGCAGUUGGCUGAGUUUCUUAGCCGGGAGGGCGAUUGGACGUACGGAGGGGUUAAGGGUGACAGGGAUGCGGCCUCCUGCAGAGGGGAGAAGGAGACGUCGCAGGGGUUCAACGUUCUGCCAUGGGAGGACGCUGAGGAGGAGACAGAGGACAACAUUCCUCCGCCUCGUGACGAGGGUGUUCGGCCAGCUGAUCGAGUCACGGAGGCGCAGCGCGAGCGGCAUGUGCAGCGCGGGCGGAAGGAUCGCCUUUCCAGGGCUCCGCACAGCGUCGAGACAUAUUUCGGUCGUCGCGCCACGGUGCUCAUGCCAAUUGAGUUGGACGCUGUGUAUGAUCCCGAGACGGAUCCUAUGGCUCAGGACCCGAUGGAGGCGGAGCCGUGGUCCGAUCCAGACGACCUGGCAGUGGAGUCUGAGCCCGGAGAUUCUGAUGAUGGUGGCGACGAUGAUCCUAGCGCCAAGAUGUUGCGUCCUCGGAUGCGUGCUUCCACUGCAUCCGCUGCACAGCAUCCUCCUCCCCCUCCACCCCCACCCCCGAGUGCGCGUACUUCCACUGCAUCCGCUGCGCAGCAUCCUCCUCCCCCAACACCCCCGCCCCCGAGUGCGCGUCCUUCCACUGCAGCCGCUGCGCAGGAUCCCCCUCCACCUCCGCCUCCGCCUUCGAGUGGUCGUGCUCCCACUGGAGCCGCUGCGCAGCAUCCCCCUCCACCUCCGCCUCCGCCUUCGAGUGGUUGUGCUCCCACUGGAGCCGCUGCGCAGCAUCCCCCUCUACCUACAGAUUGUCCAAGACAUGGCGAGCAGGGGACUCGCGACAUUGUUGACGAGCGAGACGACGACGACGACGAUGAUAGAGAGGGGUACGAGGGCAGUAGUGAGGACGAGGAUGAUCCCGCGUAUUCCCCGAGACGCGGACGUGGUGACGACGACGACGUCGACGACGAGGGCGGCGAUGGUACACAGGCUGCAGGUGGUUUGCGGAGGUCGGGUCGACAUCGUGCCAACCGAUGCAGUAGUGCAGGCAGGGGGGACAAUGGUGCAGGCAGGGGUGUGGGGGGCGCAGGACACACAGGGGGGGCAGGCCGUGGUGGCGGAGGACGGGCGAGGCGAGAGUCUGCAUCCUCCACUCGUACUGUGCACUGGGUUGAUGAGGGUGCCGCGACAGGAGAGGUUGGCGCCGGGUCGGCUGAGUUUGCUGCUGCGUCGGCAGAGGCCGCUGCAAAGGCCGCUGCAGAGGUCGCUGGAGAGUUCGCAGCGGCGUCUGAGGAGGUCGCAGGGGGCUUUGCAGAGGUUGUUGGCGAGGCUGCGCAGGUUGGGAGGGCUUCUGCGCACUUCGGUGUCAGUUUCAGUGGUAUUCUUGAUGUUUCGUUGGGGCCUCCUCCGACACCGGCAGGCGAGGGUGGCAGUGGUGACGCAGCGGCUACGCCCGUCAGUCAGAUACUCCGGGAUGUACCUUCAUGCAGUAUGGGUGACAUCAGUAGCAGCAUGUUGCAGGAGGCAGCAGCGGGGACACAGUGUUCGUCGGGGCAGGAGGAGUGUUCAGCAGGGGACGGUGGGGAUUGUCGACUUGAGCAGGAGCGAGCGCCAGAGUCGGAGCAGGACAGGAUCGAUCGCGCAAUGAGGGAGAGGGUGCAUGACUUGGCUAGCCGUUGCGAGCUGACACAGAGUAUUGCAUCGAGGGCACGGGCAGAGCGGAUGCGCGAGACGGACGGUAGUGAGGGUCAUCAUGUGACGGACGAUGCAGUGCUUGAGUGUGGAGGCGCGGGCGCCGGGGAUGCAAGCGAGAGACCCGCGUCGACGGUUCAGAGUGUUUGUAUAUUGCCUAUCGGUGGGAGCGGCAGCUACGAAAGGACCCAUUGCAGGCAGAUCGGCGCGGACGGAUGGACGAGGCGUCGAGGAGGUUCAUGGCAGAGCGCCUUGCUUACGUGCCCUGCAACCCGUCACUGCCAUCGUCCACCACUGGUGCCACUACCUCCGUACAUGCUAAGGGUCCAGUCACGGUGUGAGGAAACCCGGGGAGGUGGACGCAUGCUGCUCGCUGAAGCCAAGGGCAACAACGUCUGUCACCCGCUGCGCCCGCUUUGGAGGUCCUCAGCGAUCGACAGGGAGUGGAAUUCAAACUUGCCUAUCAAAUUCCCACUCGGAGACUAAGCUCUGAGAUCUUUUGCAAUCGGAUCGAUAAUGAUGAUAAUAAUAAAAAAUAAUAAUAAUAAAGUAAUAAUAACAAU
Messenger RNA from Chara braunii, 4282 nucleotides. NCBI's taxonomy places the organism in Eukaryota, Viridiplantae, Streptophyta, Charophyceae, Charales, Characeae. The record is from the annotation of a GenBank genome assembly.